Messenger RNA from Stereum hirsutum FP-91666 SS1, 633 nucleotides. RefSeq lists its product as uncharacterized. The coding region runs from base 1 to 633 and encodes 210 amino acids. NCBI's taxonomy places the organism in Eukaryota, Fungi, Basidiomycota, Agaricomycetes, Russulales, Stereaceae. The transcript is spliced from 2 exons. The record is from RefSeq and is a predicted model, not a curated record.
AUGUCUUGCACCUCCGUCCUUCCUUCCUCUCGUUGUGGCUCCGACAUCGAGCUCAAUCAGGACAAACAUGUCAAUAGUGCCGAGUCUUAUGCUGAACAACCUUUCGUCACAUCCUUCAUAUACGACGGACAUGGCCGUCCCAAUCGCCACGGCCCAUCAGCGUUCGACCCGUCCGCCACCCUAUCAUCGCUCCUCGAAGCUCAAGUCCCCCCUCUGCUACCUGGGCUUCCCACCGACGAGGAUCCCACAUCCGACGACUCACCUCUCAUCUACGGAUUCCCCGCCCACUGGUUCGGCGUCACUUCCAGUGAUGCGAAUCCUGUCAUCACGCCCAACGGCGGUGACAAUCCAAUCAUCACCAUAACCGCUCCAGAGUCUUACUCUUCCGUCGAGACCAUCUCCUCUCCGAAACCUACACCUUUCGGUAUUGAUUCGUCCUGGAUGUCGUGCUCUGAAGCUUCUACGGGCUAUGGCAGUCCGAGUCUGCGCUAUUCCACUAGUAGCUCUUGGCUUGAUAACGACGAGAAGUUCUUUCCGAGACCAAUUAGAGAGGUGAAGCCGGGUCGGAGCAGAAUUAUAUGGAAGGGUAUUGGCCGUGAGGUGGAUGCAGACUGUCUUCGUGCAGGAUUUUGA